Molecule: messenger RNA, 4185 nt
Organism: Lucilia cuprina (Australian sheep blowfly)
Lineage: Eukaryota; Metazoa; Arthropoda; Insecta; Diptera; Calliphoridae
Product: longitudinals lacking protein, isoforms H/M/V
Exons: 3
Coding region: 805-2673 (622 amino acids)
Biological process (GO): regulation of transcription by RNA polymerase II
Cellular component (GO): nucleus
Molecular function (GO): protein binding
Source: RefSeq, a predicted model, not a curated record
CGUUUUUGUGGACUUCCAAUGAUAGUAUCCAAUAUUGUCAAAACGAAUUAAUAUUUUAUUUUUCAGAUGCGUUACAACUCUGGCCUUUUAAUAAUAUUUGAAACUUAGCAACCCUGCAUUAUUGUUUUUCUAUUUAUGUUUUAGUGUUGAUUUUCUUCCAGUUAUAGAAUACGUUAAUAGUCAGUAGUUGUGCUUAGGACCGAGAAGAAUAUUAUUUAUAUUGAAGGCGCAAAAAUAUUAUUACGCUUUUAAACAUAAACAAAUUAUACUCAUUCCUGAAACAUUUGUGUGAUACUGAUUACUAAGGAAAUAAUAUAAAUCUACACACAACAAAUUGUUAGCGAUAAAAUAAUAAAUCUACAUACUAUACUUUUUAGUGUUUUCAAGUAAUAAUGUGUUUUGAAAAAGUACAUUGUUUAAAAUUGUUUUGUUGUAAAAAAAUUAUAAAUGUGUAAAAUAUCAAUGUAAAAACAUUUAAGAAAGAAAAAUAUGUAAACUAUAAACAAUUAAAUUUAAUUACCGUUAUACUCACAAAAAAUACAUUUCUUCUACAUCUCGUUUUUCUUGUUAUGUUUCUGCUUUGUGCUAUCUUUGUUUUUAUCCAACAACCCCGGUAUUUAGAUACAAUUUGUGUUUUACUUUAAUAUCGUAUUCGUCAAAUGUCAGAAUAAAAUAUAAAAGAUAGAUGUUAAUAAACAAAACAAUAAAACAAAAUACCAAUAAAGAAAAAAUCUAAGUACUUAAAAAAGUAUAAAAAAAUAUAUUUAAAUUUUUAAACAUUGUUAUUUGCAUAAUUUUUUCAUCAUGGACGAUGAGUUUAAAUUAUGCUGGAAAAAUUUCCAGGACAACAUUGCCAGUGGUUUUCAAAGUCUUUAUGACCGUGGAGAUUUAGUAGACGUAACAUUGGCAUGCGACGGAAAGUUGCUGCAAGCUCACAAAAUAGUCUUGGCAAUAUGUAGUCCAUAUUUUCAAGAGAUUUUUAUUUCGAAUCCAUGUAAACAUCCCAUAAUUAUUUUAAAAGAUGUGUCGUAUAAUAUAAUGUGCGAACUCUUAGAAUUUAUGUAUCAAGGUGUUGUGAAUGUUAAACACACCGAAUUGCAAUCUUUUAUGAAAAUUGGGCAACUUUUACAAAUUAAGGGACUUGCCACAAAUUCCUCAUCAUCAGCAGCUUCAACGAGUUCAGAGAAGUCAUCAAACAAGAAUGAAAAUAAUGUAAUGAAUGAUGAAACUUCUUUCACAUCGAAACCACUAUUGCCAUCGGCGAUUGAAACCGCAAGUACUGGAGAAAAUUCAAAUAUUGGUGGUGAAAAGCCAUCUGAGAGCAAUAGCCAUCCGAAUACACCACACAGAUCCCAAUCACCAGUGUUGUCUCCAGCAGCAUCACCCUUGAACAACAAUUCUUUAAAUUCAACCACAACAAAUCAAGCUAACAAAUCAACAGAAUCAAAUGUAUCACUGCAACAACCCUCAAGUCAUGGAAGCAGUAGUGCUUCUGGAUUGAAACGGCAUUCUGAAUACAGUACUGAUUCUUUGUCAAUAUAUUCUCGCAAUAAACAUAGACGUUCUAUAACUUCUACAGAUCACAGUAGUGAAAACAAUGAAGGACCCGAUGGUGCCAGUGUUGCUGGUGGAAUGGAACAAAUGAAUACAGAAGAUUUCUUUUUACCACACAUUUCUAUGGUGGAAUCACGGUACGAGUUAAAUAACAUAAAACGCGAAAACUCAGACCAUCACCAAAACCCAGGUGUGUCAUCCGCAGCAGCUGUUGCGGCAGCUUCCGCUUCUCUGCGCAAUUCAUUUAAUUCAGCUGCAUUUGGGUUAGACUAUACUUUUUACAAGAACAACAACGCUUCUUCACAAUCCGGUCAAGAAUAUCCAAAUGAUUUACAUAUGUCGAAUGAGUAUUCAAAGAGCUUUGCCAACCACAUGGAUAUUCCACCAAUUGGGCCCGGGGAACAUUGGUUUCAGGGCAAAUUAGAAUUUAUGCUGAGUCAACGUGGUAAGCCAUUACUUGUACACGAUGGUCAUACGUUUGGCAUACAAUAUGUGCGCAAAGAUAAGAAAUAUUGGCAAUGCAACUUGUCACGUAAGUUUAAUUGUAAAGCACGCGUUACCACCACUGAUACUGGAGAGAUUAUCGUUACAAAUAACGAACAUUGUCAUACAGAAAUACGUCAACAUUUACGCAAGGACUAUCAACGCAACAAGGUAAUGAUGAAUGCCCUUAUCAAUCUCAGUACAAAUCGUUUAGCGGUAGAAAAUUUCCGGCGUCAUAAUAGCAUUGCCAACAACUUGAGUAAUCUACAAUCUAUAGUAGCUGCUGCAGCUUCAACACCAUUAGCCCUACAGUCAAACAUUAAGGGAACGAAUUCCACUGCAGCAAAUCUUCUAGAUUUAGGAAAGCAGCCAACAAUUAAUAUAGAUACUGAAAAUCAUUUUAAACACACACAAACGCAUCAUUACGAACAUCACAUCCCCGACUCCAUGAACAAGAUUGAAGACGACGAUUCUCACGAUGAGCCUUUAGAUUGUGGUAUAAGGACAUCAUCGUACCAGAGUGAACGGGACAGCGUAAACGUUUUAAACGAAAACAGUAACAAUCCAAAUACACCUCAGCCAACAAUAUAUCAUGAGAAUAAAAAUGACUGGCAAUGCAAAAAUGAAGACAUCUAAUAUCAAAUAUAUGUACAUACAGGCAUAUACAUAUGUAUAUAUCUGUCUGUCAUCACCUAAACCUAAAACAGGAAAAUCUAAAAUGAAUUUUUAUGUAAUCAGAAAAAAAGAUUAACGAGUCUUUAAUAAGUGUUGUAGUAUACAUAGCCGAAAAAUAUCAUUUGUUUUUUCGUUCAUUUUUUAGUUUCCCGACAUAAUUGUCAAAGAGAAAACGAGUUUUAAAAUUUAAUGAAACUUUACGUGAGAUGAUUUAUUACACCAAAUAGAGUUAAAUACUACAAAAUUAGUCUUAAGUUAGAAGCAAUGUGAUUAAAAAAAUAUAUUGACUUUUCAUGGUUCAUAUUCGGUAUAAUCGACUAGUUAACGCAUAAACUAUUCUCAUGAUUUUAUAUCAAAAUCAUAUUUUAAAGUGAAAGUAUAUUUACAUUGCAACAAUAAUUUAAUUAUUACUUCAUUUGAUAUAAAUAAUUAUGUAUAGGAGCUUAAUAUUGGAUUGUACAAUAUAGGCCUACACUAGACACCAAUAAAGCGACAAUUUGAUAAAAAAAAUAUCGUGAUUUUCGCUUUUUUGUUGUAUUAUGCAGGUCUUUAAUGUGCAACACUCAUACAAAAUUAAUAUUUUUAACGAAUAUAUGAAUAAGUUCUGUUUUAUUUUUAUUUACACAAGUAAGGCGCAUUUGGUGCUUAAGUUAAUUAUAAUAAAACCAAAAGUAAUACGUAUUUUUUUUUGCUUUUAUGACAAUUUUUAGUGAAAUUCAAUUUCACCACAAUUUUUUUUUUUAAAUUUGGUUUGUAAACACAGUUAUAUAAAAGUAAUAAUCAAAGUAAUUACUUAGAAUAAAUUAAAGUAAUAAAAAAAGAAAGAAUGAACCUUUUUACUUUUGAAUAAAGCUAGCAUACAUACAAAUACUCUUUUAUGAUAAAAAUAUUUUAGUUGACCAAAAAACAUUCCCAAAGAUUUAUUGAUUUAUUUAAGAUUAUUAUGAAUUUAUACACUGCAAACGAUUUUAUUUACCAAAGAUUUUAAUUAUAAUAUAAAUUCUGAAUAUUAUUUGUUAAUUUACAAUUUACUUCAAAAUAUACAGAUUCACAAUGUAUAAUAAUUGUUUAACUUUAAGAUAUUUGACAGUUCUCAUACAAAAAUUGUCUUAACCGGAAGAAUAACUAUUAGUUAAAACAUAACUGAAGGUGCUGCAAAUGGAGAUUAAAAUAAUGAUCUGGUGGUGAAAGAUUGAUAAUGAAAAUAUCAGUCUGAACGAAAUUCUGUUAUCAUAAUAAUGUGUGUCAAACAUUUACCUUUUACAUACAUAAAAAUUACAAAAAUAAUUAUCUAUAAUUUAAAACACCAGUGUAAUUUUAACAAAUUUGUAUCAUAGUGAUUAACAUUUUUUAUACCUAAAUUUAUACUUUAUAAUAUUUCCUAUUUUAUAAGUUUUUUACGAAAUCUAUUUAGUAAAAUUGUUAGAUAAAUUACCAUUGUUUUUAUGAAAUAAAAAUACGAAUUAUAUUUGG